This is a messenger RNA of Alternaria conjuncta, 366 nucleotides long. RefSeq lists its product as uncharacterized. The record is from RefSeq and is a predicted model, not a curated record. The coding region runs from base 1 to 366 and encodes 121 amino acids. The transcript has 2 exons. Lineage: Eukaryota; Fungi; Ascomycota; Dothideomycetes; Pleosporales; Pleosporaceae.
AUGGAUCUAUACAAACGAAAGCGCAUGUUCUCGCUCCCAUUGCACCCCGCCCGGAAAGUCCACCAGAUCGCUUUCAAAGCUGCUCUUCGCAACCCCGCUCAUUCCGAUCUCCUAGUUUUGGAAGAAUUUCUAGCAACAGACGCAAAGGUAUACAUGGUCAUGACACCAGAGCGGAGCUCCAAAAUGUUCAUAGCCAUGAAGUCGGCUAUGAACAUGUUGGUUGUGAUGGGGAAAGUCCUGGAGCACCAGAUACAAGGAGUCAAGAAAGACAAGCCAGGACUUGCGGAGAGAAGGAGCAAGUGGGACCAGGACCGCAAAACGCAGAGUGGAGGAGAGAAGCAGAGGCCAGACAACCGAAGGCGAUGA